UCCAGUUUUUGGAUGCUUGGUCAAAUGGGUUCAUCGGUUUGACUCAAAACCCAGCCCAAAUCUUGUUAGAUCGCAGCCAUGGUCAACAGUCAAGAUUUCAAGAAUUCAAUCCCCCUUUCUUCUAUCUCCACUCCAGAACGUGGCACCAAGAUGAGCAAGCUAACCUCAUCAAGCUCCGAGCUAGACCUAGAUCGCCCCAACAUCGAAGACUACCUCCCCUCCGAUUCCAUUCCACAACCUCACGCCAAGCUUCGUUUGCGCGAUUUGCUGGACAUCUCCCCGACGUUAACGGAGGCGGCUGGUGCCAUUGUCGAUGAUUCUUUCACACGAUGCUUCAAAUCAAAUCCUCCAGAGCCUUGGAACUGGAAUAUAUAUUUAUUCCCUUUGUGGUGUUUGGGAGUUGUAGUUAGAUAUGGGAUUCUUUUCCCUGGAAGGGUUCUUGUUCUGACAUUAGGAUGGAUAAUCUUCCUAUCAUGUUAUAUUCCUGUGCAUUUGCUAUUAAAAGGGCAUGAUAAGUUAAGAAAAAGGCUAGAGAGGGCUCUGGUGGAGUUAAUUUGCAGCUUCUUUGUUGCAUCAUGGACAGGGGUAGUGAAGUAUCAUGGCCCUAGACCAUGUGCAAGGCCUAAACAGGUGUUUGUAGCUAAUCAUACAUCAAUGAUUGAUUUCAUUGUUUUAGAACAAAUGACUGCUUUUGCUGUUAUCAUGCAAAAACACCCCGGAUGGGUUGGACUUCUACAAAGCACUAUUUUGGAUAGUUUGGGGUGUAUAUGGUUUAAUCGUUCCGAAGCAAAGGAUCGUGAAAUUGUAGCAAGAAAGUUAAGGGAGCAUGUUGAAGGAGCUGACAACAAUCCUCUUCUUAUCUUCCCUGAAGGAACUUGUGUAAAUAAUCAGUUCACUGUUAUGUUCAAAAAGGGUGCAUUUGAACUUGGGUCCACUGUUUGCCCAAUUGCAAUCAAGUACAACAAAAUCUUCGUUGAUGCUUUCUGGAAUAGCAAAAAACAAUCUUUCACAACUCAUUUAUUACAGUUGAUGACAUCAUGGGCUGUGGUUUGUGAUGUUUGGUACCUUGAGCCUCAAAAUAUGAAGCCUGGAGAAACACCUAUUGAGUUUGCAGAGAGGGUGAGGGACAUCAUAUCUGUUCGGGCAGGUCUUAAGAAGGUUCCUUGGGAUGGAUACUUGAAAUACUCUCGCCCCAGCCCAAAACAUAGGGAACGCAAACAGCAAAGUUUUGCAGAGUCGGUGCUGCAUCGGUUGGAAGAGAAAUGAGGAUUGUAGAUUUUCAAGCAUUGCUGGGAAGAUAGAUAAUUAUUAAAUCAUGAGCAAAUAAGAUUAUGCCUUUUUGUUGAAUGUGUCUUUGUGUGUGUGUGUGUGUGUGUGUUCGUUCACUUAAAUUUAUGAACAGGCGAUACUUUAUACUGACCUUAAUUUGUUUAGCAAGAGAGCUGUUUUGUAAUGGUUUAAGUGUUUUGUAGAAUUUUAUUUGUUUCGUAUCUAGGUCAAAAGAUUCGUGAUGUAAAUAAUGAUAAAUAAAUAAAUAAAAACUGUUUUUUACCCCAUAA
Molecule: messenger RNA, 1559 nt
Organism: Lactuca sativa (garden lettuce)
Lineage: Eukaryota; Viridiplantae; Streptophyta; Magnoliopsida; Asterales; Asteraceae
Product: glycerol-3-phosphate acyltransferase 9
Biological process (GO): triglyceride biosynthetic process
Cellular component (GO): endoplasmic reticulum
Molecular function (GO): glycerol-3-phosphate O-acyltransferase activity
Source: RefSeq, a predicted model, not a curated record